GCAUAGUGUGCGCCCCGGGGAGUGACGGGCAGUAACGCUGACACAUCGGCAGUGAAGUGUGAACAUGUCUGGACCAUGCCAGCCCCGUGUGCCAGUCAUUAGGGUGCAGCUUGUGAUCAUCCAUGUUUAGAUCGCCACAGAUUUCCUUUGACUCUUUGAUUCGCUAUAUCUCCCGGGAUGGGGGCCCAUUUCUAUCAGCUGAUCGGUAUCCUACUCAUCUUUAAGCUAGACAGCUCAGAAUCUGCAGACUGUUUGGAGAAUGAAUAUGAAGAUAAACAAGGAAACUGCGUCCCAUGCAAGCAAUGUGGACCAGGUUAUGAGCUUUCUGAGGAAUGUGGCAGUGGAAGAGAAAGUCUGUGUCUGCCUUGUAGACCUGGGAGAUACAAAGAAGACCGAGGAGAACAUUGCCUCCGAUGCCUCAACUGUGCCGUAAUAAACCGCAGUCUAAAAGCUAACUGCUCUCUCACUUCUAAUUCCAUCUGUGGAGAUUGUCUACCCGGGUUUUACAGUAAAACUCAAAUCGGAGGAUUUCGUGAGCGUGAGUGCUUCCCAUGUACUGCUCACACACCUCGUACAGAGAGUCAGUGUUACCCUAAGCCUGGGCCACCUACCAGUACUACCCCCCCUCCUCAGGAUCCUGUACUUCUAGUGGCUGUUAUAAUGGUGGCUUUGUCAUUAAUCUUGGUUACCUUAGUGACCUUCUCAGUCAUCUGUUGUGGACGCUUUUUGAAAAGCCAAUUCCAGAGAGCUUUCAGAAGGUCACAAGAUUUUGCAGGGCAACCUGGCAGGUUAGAUGACAGACAAAGGGAGUCCACUAAUAACUCCCAUGGGGAGCAACAAGUCCCUAAAUGCUGUUUUGGAUCACCUGAAAUUUCUGGACAAGCCAAAGCGGCGACAUUGGAGGAAGUACAUGUGAUUUCAAAGAGCAUCACCUCAAAUUCCUGCACAGUUUCCACCGCGCUGUGUUCCUUGACGCCAUCGGUAGAGCUCUGUGCCAUACCUUCUCCACCCGUGAAGCCUCAUUAUUCCCGUAGUGUAUCAGAGACUCAACCACUGAUCCGAAACUCAGGUUGCAGUGACUGCUUCUCUGGCUCUGCACCUGCCUCAGACCCUAACCAGGGAGUGUUAGAACAACUUCCAUUACAAGCUCAUUCCUGUGCAUCAGAGAAGCAGCACUGGUCUCAUGCACCUGUGGAAUGCACCGAGCUGGAUUUAGAGAACUUCUCAGAAGAUGCCAGCCAGGCUCACUUAGGAACUAACAAGAAAAAACCCAGUCUGCCUACCUGUUCAUGCCCUACGCCUGGUGGUUCCAGUACUCAGGAUGAGACGUGGGAUGAACUUGUGUCCUGCUUGGAUAGCACAACUUUAGGUCUUCCAAUCUCUCAGAUUCCAGAUUCUCUGCUUGUAUUACUUGCACAUAAACUGGACACUAUGACUCAUGGAGUGCAAGAUUUCAAGGACAUAGGAAUUGCUCUAGGGGUUCAGCCACAUCUUGUGGAUCGCAUGGCAGGAUUUAGGGCAUUGCACAAGUACCUGUCUCCCAACACCUCAUGUACGCUGCUGCACUUGGUGCGCACUCUUCAGAGACUGCAACGCAGAGACGCUGUGGCCAUAAUUUGCUCACAUUUCAGCCAGUAGUCUUCUGCUCUUGUGAAAAUGCAUUACGAUUACUAAGUGCAUAUGCAUUAGACAAGCUACUGCAUCUUCUGUGGGGUCAUUGUUCUUGUAAUAUUUGACUAUACCACUGCUGGAACUAAGCCCACAUGGUUUGUGCAGAAUCUCAGGCUGUAGUAAGUCUCACUAAGGAGCACUUACAGACACCUCAGCCAACCUCUUGGAUGACUUUCAUUCCUCAAUAGAGAACUUCCAUGUAUUGAAUCCUUUCUGUAUUUUGAUGUAACAUUAUUAUUGUCCAACUCCUUUAUUGCUGCAAAAACUAAAGCCACAAUGAACAAGUAUAGAACAGUGAGAUCACUUUUGACAUUGUCUCUGUACGUGCGAUACUGUUCUGUUGAUAUACAAAUUAAUUUUAUUCUGUUGGAGUCUACAUCUAAAGAAGGUCACUGUCAUUUUCAGGUAUUAGUAGAUACCUACAAAUGCAUAUUGUGUUUCUAGUGGUAUUAAAAAAUGUGAAUUUCAUUGCUAUUUUAGGCCCCAAAAAGAAUGCAGUAUUCUUAAAACAUUUACUAUCACUUAUAAUAACUUAAGACAUAUGGUUCAUACAUGUCCAAAGUUUAGAUGACACCAGGUCUCACUCUAUUAGAUCCACAGCGAUCAUGAAUUAUAACCUGCUUCACUCCCCAGCCAGUCGCUCGAUAUGACUGGUGCUCUCUAUUAUAGUCUAUGGAGCACAUCUGUCGUGCAUCAGUCAGUUAUAGCUCAUGAUGGUGAAGUCUUGUGACCCGGUGCGAUCUAAACUUUUUGCAUGACUUGAUGAUGCCAAAAAUGUAUAUAAGUAAAAAAAAAUCUGGUUAGUAUAUUGUAAUGUCUACCAUUGGCCUAUAGAUGACAGUCUAUGCCUGCCUUAAUUUUCUAUGACUGAAGUAAGGGAGUCUCAUCUUCCUUUUAAAUGCAGCUUGUAAAAAAAUACCUUGGCAUUUUAUAACCUUUUUAUAGUAUUGGUCUAAAAAUGUGCUUGUCCUUUUAUUGCCAUUUUCUAGAAGUGGAGUUGAUCGCACUGUGACAAGGUAUUAUUUCUUGCUGAGUACAAUACAUUGACACUUGAAAUUUAUAUUUUAAUGAAAUUUCUCUUUACAAUCAGUCAGUUGUUGACCAAGUCGAACUUAACAGCGCAUAGAGUAUGUCUCACUGUUGUGUAUAUCACAUCAUUUUAUGAUGUAGCAGAGGUGAGUUUGUCGUUUGCCACAUCUCUUCAAACUAUCACAUUUUGUUUAGCAGUGAUUGUUCAUAGAAUUGCAGGUAAAAGUCUUAACUCAGUGAAUAAUUAUGAUGCACAAAACAAGUGACAGAUUCGGCUGUGCUACAUACCACUAUCUUCAUAUUGUAUGCUGGAAUAUUGAGUUUAUUCUUUUAAAGCUUUAUAAGUCACUAUUUUAUUUCUCCUGCACUAUGACCGUAAUACUGAGCAGUGUUCAUGUGUGAUCCACACUUUUAAUGUAAUAUUAGUGUGAUGUGCCAUAGACAGAGCCCUAAAAGUGGAGCUCCAUUUUCACUAAGAUUUGCCAUGUAACAUUCUGCCAGUUGCUUCUGUACGACUACCUAAAAAGUGCCAGUCUGUAUUCUGUAGAACUGUAAAUAUCUUUGGAGAAAACUCUUGUAAACUCUCUGUAAAAAAUAUCAUAGUUACAUGGAUAUGCAAUGUUUUGUCUGGUAGAGACGCACAAGGUAUGAUAUUAUGGAAAGGUGUGUUGUAUAGUUUAGAGGAUUUCACUUUAAAAUGAGUGCUGUUAGCACCAUCCAAAUUAAAAGAGUUAUCUAGCCUUAUAACGUUGAAGUACAUUAAUUUUAUACGACUGGAUAAUCACUUUUUGUAAAUGUUUGUAAAUUUAAUAAAAUAGAUUAAUUUGGCAACCAGUAAUCCAGUACUUCACAGUACAGAAUUACAAUUUAAUGUGUAGUUUUAUUAGAUCAAAAAGAGAAGCCUGAACCAGUUAAGCAAUUCCCCUGAUUAAAAUAAAUAUAAAACAAUAUACAAAUAUAUAAUAAUACACAUGAAUAAUAAUUUUCAUUCUUUCCAAAUACUGCAAAGGAAUUUAUACAUUCAAACUAUUGUUUUUCUUUAUUAGUAUGCAUCUUUAACCAUAUUUUUUGAGGAAAUUUUGGGUUGUUUUUUUCUACUUUUACAUUUAACUGUAAAUUUUAAGCCCCACCUCACCCACCCCUCACAGUGACCUCUGUGCUGGUCACAGAGCAUGCCCCCAAAACGUUCUCUCAUAGAAGUCAUUCAGUCCAGUUUAUUACGUACCGUGAUCCAUAUGGCUACGGUAAAGUGGUUCUCUAAAUGCUAUUAUGGGUAGGGUCACAGGUGACAUGCCAGUCACAAGAUCGAAUUCCCUUCUGUGUCCAGGUAGCCCUGUGUGUCUGCUCAUAGCAGCGAAUUUCCCUCUGCAUUUUUGUUUGAGCAGAGACACAGGGCUACCCCACCGCAGCAGGGAGCUUGCUCUAGUGGCUUGCGUCGAGGCAUCUGCAGCAUGUGAACUACAGAUGUGCUAUGUGUGAACCUACCCUAGGCUACCUGGUGUUGUUCCAUUUAAAAUCUGCAUCAAGGAACAACAAGGCACUAUUUUUUCUGCAAAGUAGAUCUUAAACCUGUGAUGCAAAUUUUUUAUUGGAAUAAAGAGAAUGUGUAGACCUGUAUGGUGUAGAUUUCAAUGCUAAAUCUCAAUUGGAGUAAACAUGGGGGGAAUUCAUCAAGCCGUUUACUUUUUUUUUUUUGCUUAUAUUUGUUGCAUUAUUUGUUGCAUUUGAUCGCGUGCGACUAUUUGAUGCGCCAAACCGUUUACGCCGCUUUUUAUACCAAAAUGUGUUUUGUUUAAAUUUAGCCGUUUUGGUCCAGUGGUCACAAAUUUAUCAUGUGCGACAAACGCAUAUAGUCGCCCAUUUUGUCGCAUCCUAUGUUCAUUUGUUGUAUUUCUAUACCAUAUAGUUUAUGGUGUAGAAAAAACGCUGUCCAGGAAAACCGUCCAAAAAACAGCUGUCCAAACCAGAUUCAUCAAACAGCGUACACCUUGCGAUGAAUUUUAACCUGGACAACCAAAAAUUAAGCAAAAAAAAAGGGGGGGGGGGGGGGGUAAAAACAUACAGAGGACAACCAUUUUUGAUGAAUUCCCCCCAUAGUGUAUUUUCAAUUUCAACCUAAAACAUAAAUUUUUUUUUUUUUUUUCUUACUGCAUGAAUAAACCCAUACUGAUUUCAGACUGCAAUAGGUAGCUCUCCGAUAAGACAAUGCUGGGAAAUCAAUGCAGAAUGUACAGUAAAUAUUGGGGGCAAUAAUAUAUUGCUGGGUGUCUGUAUUGUGUAUAUGGCAUUACAAAUAGUUUUUUAUACAAAAUUCUGUGAAUAUGGCUGCUGAAGUUUUAGACACAUGAUCACCUGCUUGUUGGUAACUGUGGAAUAAAUUAAUGUUGUGACUUUCAGAAUUCAAGCAUGUUUCCUCUGUGAUCAAUCUGUGUUCUAUGUUUUUUUAUUAUUUUUUUUAUUUGUUAUUCUUAUACUACGUGUUGGAUUUAUGUAUUUUGUUAUGUUCAUUAAUUUAAUUUAAUAAAAGGUA
Hyla sarda is the source of this 5230-nucleotide messenger RNA. RefSeq names its product ectodysplasin A2 receptor (gene EDA2R). Lineage: Eukaryota; Metazoa; Chordata; Amphibia; Anura; Hylidae. Gene Ontology annotation, cellular component: plasma membrane. Bases 178 to 1638 code for a protein of 486 amino acids. The record is from RefSeq and is a predicted model, not a curated record. Gene Ontology annotation, molecular function: signaling receptor activity; protein binding. Gene Ontology annotation, biological process: positive regulation of canonical NF-kappaB signal transduction; positive regulation of JNK cascade. The transcript has 10 exons.